Molecule: messenger RNA, 1541 nt
Organism: Ipomoea triloba (trilobed morning glory)
Lineage: Eukaryota; Viridiplantae; Streptophyta; Magnoliopsida; Solanales; Convolvulaceae
Product: CBL-interacting serine/threonine-protein kinase 14-like
Exons: 1
Coding region: 137-1441 (434 amino acids)
Biological process (GO): protein phosphorylation; signal transduction
Molecular function (GO): ATP binding; protein kinase activity
Source: RefSeq, a predicted model, not a curated record
CAAAUCAAAAUCAAAAUCUAGAUGAAUCGUUGAGAGGGAAUAUUCAUCCUACGGUCCUCCUCAUGAUACCAUACGUUUCUUCAUUCCGGCUAUAAAUUCGCCGCAAGAAUUGAAGUGAUCGUUGCGUCCGAUAUUGAUGCCAGAAAUCCCAGAUGGCGAAGUGGGUUCAACCCUGUCGGAUUCCAAACUCACGCUGUUCGACAAGUACGAGAUGGGCAAGAUCCUGGGCUGUGGGGCCUCCGCCAAGGUGUAUCACGCCCGGGUCAUCCCAACGGGCCAAAACGUGGCGGUUAAAGCCAUCAGCAAACAGCGCAUUGUGAAAGGAGGUCUCACCGGUAACGUCAUGCGGGAGAUUUCUAUCAUGCGCCGCCUGCGCCACCCUCAUAUCGUGCGCCUCCACGAAGUCCUCGCUACCAGGACUAAGGUGUACACUGUCAUGGAGUACGCCAAGGGAGGGGAGCUUUUCGGGAAGGUCGCGAAGGGCCGAUUCAGCGAAGAUCUCAGCCGUAAGUAUUUCCAGCAGUUGAUCUCCGCCGUUGAUUACUGUCACGCCCGCGGCGUUUACCACCGCGACCUCAAGCCCGAGAAUCUGUUGCUGGACGAGAAGUGGGACCUGAAGGUGACCGAUUUCGGGUUGGGUGCGGUGAAGGAUCAGGUCCGACCCGACCGCAGGCUCCAUACCCUGUGCGGCACCCCGGCUUACGUGGCGCCGGAGAUUCUCACGCGGAAAGGCUACGACGGCGCGAAGGUUGAUUUGUGGUCCUGUGGAGUCAUCCUUUUCGUGCUCAACGCCAGCUAUUUGCCCUUCCGAGACUCCAAUUUAAUGGCUAUGUACCGGAAAAUCUACAGGGGCGAAUUCCGGGUCCCCAAGUGGACCUCGCCGGAACUUAAACAUCUCUUGACCCGGAUCCUCGACGCAAACCCGCUGACCCGAAUCACAAUCGAAGGAAUAAAGAAUGACCCCUGGUUUAAAAAAGGCUACAAAGAGGUUAAAACCCAUUCCGAUUCUGAACCCGAAUUCAAACCCCACCCCGAUUUCUACGGAGAAAAUAACUGCUUCAAUGCAUUCGAUCUCAUCUCAAAUUCCUCCGGUCUAAACUUAUCCCCAAUGUUCGAUUACCCCGGCGGCGGUUCAGUCGUGGCUAACCGGUUUUUAUCCGCCGAGCCGGUGGAGAGAAUCGGCGACACGGUUGAGGAGAUUGGCAGAAGGGAGGGGAUGAGAGUGACAAGGAAGAAGGGGUGGGUGAGGGUCGAGGGGCAGAACGGGGAUUUCACAUUGGUUGUGGAAACCAACCGGCUAACGGAGAAACUGGUAGUGGUGGAUGUUAAGAGAAAGCAGACCAUGGAGGAAUCUGGACAGGAUGUGUGGAUUGUAAAAUUUAAGUCUCGUCUAAGUCGAUUAAUUUAUCGACCGGAAGAGCAGGUCUCCGGUAUUUCUUAAGCUAAGCUGGACUUACAAAAUUAUUACAUUGCAUAUCAUUGAAAAUUAAAACAACUAUAAGCUACAUACUCCGUAUAAUUCUAGGUUGUUACAAUCUCAA